AAAUGGAUAAUAUUUUAGCUGCUAAGGAGCAAGAGGAUAAUAAAUUUGAAGCGGAAGUUCAAAAUAUCUCAAUAUGUGAGACUAAUACCAGGCAGAAUAUAUGCCCAAACAAUGCCAAACUCCAAGGAAUAGAAGAAGAGUUAACCCUAAUCCAAACAGAGCUAAAUAAUCGCACAAAUACUUCAAGCUCAGAAGCACGAAGUCCCAGUGAACUGCAGGACUCAUUACUCUCCCUCAGAGAAGCCCUUGAUGAUCCAACUCUAAAAAUAGAGAUAGAGGAGUCUCAAGAAUUUUGGAGGAGAUACAACCAGCUUUGGGAGAACCUCCAGAACCAACUUGGCAGGCUUGAGAAUGAGGAGGUCAAGAUAUCAAGUGCAAAGGAAACACAGAGCAGCUCUGAGCCUAUAAAAGCCAUUACUCUUCUCCCUAAAGCGCCAAAACCUGCAACUUUAUCACCAAAAAGUCUGAAGAAUAGACUGGUACUUGAAGAAAAGAUCUGUAAAGACUCCAUUGAACUAUCAACUGAAAUAUUUAUGGCAUUUUCUGAGAGCUGACAGGGACUUAAAACUAGUACCAUAAAAUACUCCGGGGUUCCUUUGAAUCCGUUAUUAGCUCAGGAUCGUAUCCUUAUGAGGAAGACUCCUGUUAGUAUUCCAAGCUCAAGUUACGCAACUGUUAAUAGUAUCCCUGUGAAUGACAAGAAACUCAAGUAUUUCUUAGAAAAGAAAUUCCCUGAUUGACUUCGUGUAUUCUAUAUAAACAAUGCCUACAAAUAGCAGACUAGUGGCUGUUUCCAAAUACCUGGUCAUUUUCUCCAAGAUAGGCAAUAAGAUUCUUUCUGAUGUAUUCUUGUCCAAUUUUCACAUCAAAAGUAAGCUUGGUUAUAAGCAAGAUUAUCAAUAUUUCAAAUUUUAGUAGAAAAUUGAACUUUUAGCUUACUUUUAAACUGAAUAAGCAGCUUAGGCGGUACAGCGGUGACAAAAUUUAUGCCUCUGAUUUAUCUGAGCUGAGAUU
Molecule: messenger RNA, 1014 nt
Organism: Moneuplotes crassus
Lineage: Eukaryota; Ciliophora; Spirotrichea; Euplotida; Euplotidae
Source: the annotation of a GenBank genome assembly